Messenger RNA from Geodia barretti, 2510 nucleotides. NCBI's taxonomy places the organism in Eukaryota, Metazoa, Porifera, Demospongiae, Tetractinellida, Geodiidae. The record is from the annotation of a GenBank genome assembly.
UUAUUUUCAAUAUCAGGUACAGGACAUUUCAGUGCUCUUCAACUGAGGAGUACCUUCUCAUUGAUGCUCUGUGUAACGGUUGUCAAAGACUGUGAGAAUGGAGAGGAUGAGACCAAUGUUCUCUGUGAGAACAAGUGUCUCAUGCCAUACUACGGAGGAUGUCCCUACAAUAGGGAAUGCAUUCCGUCUGAGACUGGUUGUCAGUUGUGUCGGACUGUCUGCCAGGGUUUUAUUGAGUAUUCAGCAGGAGUAUGCAUAGUGAGAGCUGAAUUUGAUCAAAAUAACUAUUAUGGAAGUGCAAUGGAUGGAGUCACCCAAGACAUAUGUGUAAUUUUAGGUCUUCAGCAAACCCAGUUCGAUAUGGGAGAGGAUGCUUUACCUCCUAUCCAUGCAUCUAUCAGUACAUAUGAUUUUUCGGUAGAGAACCCCAAGGACUAAUAAACUCCAGUUUGUACUUUGUUAUCAGAACAGAUCAAACACAGUACUGCUUUCGCUUUCAGAUAGUUUUGGCCAUGUUUACUGCUCCAGUAGAUAGAUACAGGAUUGUUCUGACUGUUACUACUCUAGGCGUGCGCUAUGUUGAAGUUGCGAGACUGUUUAUAUAUGAGACCAUAUCUUACGAUGUCACUGCUGUCUUCUAUCCUAAUACCUUGACUGUGAGAGAGGAUGCAGAAAGGAGACUAAGAGUUUGUGUUUCACUUGUGUCUAACAAUUCAUUUGAGAGUCCACUAAUUGAAGUGAGCAGAGUGUCUAUAGUGAUAUUGAAUGACACAGCGUCCUCAUUAGAUUACGAAGGAAUGGAUGAAUCAAUCGAGACUCUCACCUAUUUUAAGGCUAAGGAUCAGUUUGUGACAAAUAGUUCCUCUCAAUCGACUUACAUGGAAUGUUUCCGUUUGAAUGUUGCCAACAAUGACCUCGUGGAAGGAAAUAAGACUGUAGUACUGGGUCUUGCAAGCCCAACUGGUGUCAUAAUACUGAGUCCUGAGAGAGCAGAUUCCCAAGCUACAAUCACGAUUGUUGAUGAUGAUCAUUACGUUACGGUCACUCAAGAGCAUAGCAGGUAUAAUGUGUCAGAGAAUAGAUUAUCAGUAGUGGUGUGUGGUGUGCUAAACACAUCAGACAUCAUUGAAUGUGCUGUAAACUACGAGUUUGAAGUCUCACUCAACCUUCGAGACAUGAGUGCUGGUAUGGUGAUUGGCUUUAGUUCUAAAGAGUACACAACUACUGAGUCUCUUGGAGAGGUAUCUGUUUGUGUUAAGAUCCUAAACUCAUUUAAUGGAGAGGCUUUAGAGCCAUUCACGAUUGCUCUACUACCUGAUGAAGGGUUUGAGACGGCAAAUGCAGUUAAAGACUGUUACAAGACAAUAGAGUUUGUGAUUGGAGCAUCAGUGGAGUGUCACAAUUACAGCAUUAAGGAUGAUAACAUGUGUGAACUAGGAAUACCUCAACAAGGCUUUCAGAUCAGACUUGCAAUAAUUGCUACCGGAAAAAUACCAAUAAGGAUAGAUUUAAAACGUUCUCUUGCAACUAUUGUCAUUGACGAUACUUCAGAAAUGGAGUGCUUUGUGAGGGUUGGGUUUGAAGAACCCAGUGUCGUCAACCUUUCUGAGAAUCAUGAGUCAGUUGAAGUUUGUGUGAACAGCACAUCUCCUGGAAUAGAGGAACAGUUUUUCAUCAACAUCACGUCUCAUAAUGGCAAAAAAUGUACGUUUGAAAUAUCUAAUGUUUUAAUGGCACCUAUACCAGCAAGACUGUAUUUUGAGGUUAAUCAAACAAACUUGACUGAUAUUCAGUGUUUCGACCUGUCUGUUGAUUUUUCAAGUGCCCUCUGUCACUAUUUCCCCAACUGCACUAAAAGCAAACUUUCUUUAUCACUGGGAGAGCACAACGAAAACAACCGUGUUUUCAUUGAUGUGGAUAAAUCAACAAUGGAUGUGGAUGUUCAAAUGCCAGAAAGAUGUGGAUGUUCAGCACAAAUAUCUUCAUCAAAUUCGUCUCUAAAUGGUGCAACUGUUGCAGCAAUUGUACUAGUAACAUUGCUUGUCCUAUUAGCUAUUAUUGUAAUUGUUAUGCUGUAUAGGAGAUGGAGACAAUAUAAUCGGCAAAAAGCUGUUGCUGUUGCUCAUGAUGCUGGAAUUUCAAACGUUUAUGCUACUCUGGGUAACAAAGAGUGCACAUGUAAUGUAGGGGAGUCUGGGCUGGUUUACAAAGCCUAUAUCAAAAGUGCAGUUGGAAACAAACUUGUUGCAGUAAAACAGGAAAGGAUCGAUGAAAAGGGAAUCGUAAAAGUUGCUGAUUUUGGACUAACAGAAGAUAUGUACUGCAGAAAGUACUUUCGUCGAGACAAGAGUGAACCUGGCGGUGAAGAGAAAGUCCCCAUUAGAUGGAUGGCUCCAGAGAGCAUCAAGAAUGACAUCUACAAUGAGGCUACUGAUGUUGUGAGAAAAAUAAAGUCUUUCCUGGAAUGUGCAAACAAAUGUAAUUUUAUUGCAGUGGUCAUUUUGGUGUGA